AUGCAGCUCUACGAAACCGCGCUGUACAUGCUGGCGCCGUUUGUGAUCCCGACCUCGCUCGUGGUGGAGCCCGGAUUCACGAUGCUCCUGAUGAUCGCAUUGUGGGGUCUGUAUCUGCUCAACGCUAUGGUCUUCAACGAGAUGCAUCUCAAGCGGAAGGGGGAACGAGUGGGCCAGUGGGUGGUCGCCAUCUACUAUAUGCCGUAUAAGCUGGUGAUCGGGAUCACGAACGUCACCAGCUGCUCCUGGUUGACUGUCAAGUAUGCACGGUAUUUUGCGCGCCGACAUCCCAGAUUGACGGAGGACACUAAGGCUGUGCGGAUGGUGCUGCGGCUGGAGGAGCUGUCCGAAGCGGGCGAUCGGGGCGGCGAUCCGCGGGCGGCAGCGAAUCUGGGCAGGAGCAUGACGGUCCAGUCGGUGGGAUACCGGACGAUGACGGGCGGGAUGAUUAAAUUCCCCGGGCUUGUUACUGCGCACGAGUUAGGGCCUUAG
Aspergillus pseudonomiae is the source of this 492-nucleotide messenger RNA. RefSeq lists its product as uncharacterized. The transcript is spliced from 2 exons. The coding region runs from base 1 to 492 and encodes 163 amino acids. Lineage: Eukaryota; Fungi; Ascomycota; Eurotiomycetes; Eurotiales; Aspergillaceae. The record is from RefSeq and is a predicted model, not a curated record.